This is a messenger RNA of Colius striatus (speckled mousebird), 4848 nucleotides long. RefSeq names its product RB transcriptional corepressor like 2 (gene RBL2). The record is from RefSeq and is a predicted model, not a curated record. NCBI's taxonomy places the organism in Eukaryota, Metazoa, Chordata, Aves, Coliiformes, Coliidae. The transcript has 22 exons. Gene Ontology annotation, cellular component: nucleus; chromatin; transcription regulator complex. Gene Ontology annotation, biological process: negative regulation of G1/S transition of mitotic cell cycle; cell differentiation; regulation of transcription by RNA polymerase II. Gene Ontology annotation, molecular function: RNA polymerase II transcription regulatory region sequence-specific DNA binding. The coding region runs from base 29 to 3415 and encodes 1128 amino acids.
GCGCUGCCCCCUAGCGCCGGGGUGCGGCAUGCCGGGCGAGGAGGACGACGAGCCCGAGGCGGGGGGCGCGGGGGCCGCCGCCGCCGCCCCCUCCCCGCCGGCGGAGGAGGGGGACACUCGGCAGCGCUACGAGGAGCUCUGCAGCAGCCUCAACAUGGACGAACGCGCCCGCUCCGAGGCCUGGCUCAGCUACCAGAGCAUGAAGCGCAACUACACCCUGGAGGGCAAUGAUCUGCACUGGCUAGCGUGUGCCUUGUACGUGGCUUGCAGAAAGGCAAUUCCAACUGUGAGCAGAGGGACAGCUGAGGGAAAUUAUGUAUCUCUCACCAGGAUUUUGCGCUGUUCAGAACAAAGCUUGAUCGAGUUUUUUAACAAGAUGAAAAAGUGGGAAGACAUGGCAAAUCUGCCCUCCCAGUUCAGAGAACGAACUGAGAGAUUAGAGAGAAACUUCACUGUUUCUGCAGUAAUUUUUAAGAAGUAUGAACCCAUUUUUCAAGACAUUUUCAGAUAUCCUCAAGAAGAUCAACCUCGACAACAGAGAGGAAGAAAACAGAGGCGACAACCAUGUACUGUGACUGAAGUUUUCCAGUUUUGUUGGGUGCUGUUUGUUCACGCAAAAGGUAAUUUUCCUAUGAUCAGUGAUGACUUGGUCAAUUCCUACCAUCUCUUGCUAUGUGCUUUGGAUCUAGUGUAUGGAAAUGCUCUCCAGUGUCCCAACCGAAAAGAUCUUCUGAAUCCUAAUUUUAAAGGUCUGCCUGAAGACUUUCACAGUAAGGAUUAUAAAGUGUCAUCUGAUCCUCCCUGCAUCAUUGAAAAACUGUGCUCGUUACAUUAUGGAUUAGUUCUGGAAGCAAAAGGCAUAAAGGAACAUUUUUGGAAGCCAUAUAUUAGGAAACUUUUUGACAAAAAGCUUUUAAAAGGAAAAGAUGAAACUUUGACUGGAUUUCUUGACCCUGGCAACUUUGGAGAUAGCCUCAAAGCCAUCAACAAGGCCUACGAGGAGUACGUGCUGUCAGUAGGAAACCUCGAUGAGCGGAUAUUUCUUGGGGAGGAUGCAGAUGAAGAAAUUGGAACUCUCACUAGGUGCUUAAAUACAACAUCAGGAACGGAAACAGCUGAAAGGGUACAAGUGAAGCAUAAUUUGCAGCAGCACUUUGACAGGUCUAAAUCUCUUAGGAUUACAACCCCACUUACUGGCCGCAAGUACAUUAAAGAGAGCAGCAACCCAUAUGUGACCCCUGUUUCCAUAGCAACGUACAGCUUGAGCCGCCUUCACACGAUGCUGGCAGGACUGAAAAAUGCCCCCAGUGAAAAUCUGGAGCAAAUCCUCAGAUCAUGUUCCAGAGAUCCUUCUCAAUCUAUUGCAACCAGAGUGAAAGAGAUGUAUGAAGUAUACUGCCAGAGUAUGCAGUCUGAAGGAGAAUUCAGUAAUUUUUCCAAAGAUGUUGCCAGUAAGCAUUUUCGGCUUGCUGAGGUGCUGUACUACAAGGUCUUGGAGUCGGUCAUUGAGCAAGAGAAGAGGAGACUGGGAGAUGCUGACUUAUCUGCAAUACUGGAGCAAGAUGUGUUUCACAGAUCUCUGCUGGCAUGUUGCCUCGAGAUAAUUAGCUUCACAUACAAGCCCCCUGGAAACUUCCUUUUCAUCACAGAAAUAUUUGACAUUCCAGUUUAUCAUUUUUAUAAGGUAAUUGAGGUUUUCAUUAGAGCAGAGGAUGGCCUUUGCCGGGAAGUGGUGAAACACCUCAAUCAUAUUGAAGAACAGAUCUUGGAAAGUAUGGCAUGGAAACAGGAAUCCAUUUUGUGGGACAGAAUCAGAGAGAAUGAAAACAAAGUUCCCAGUUGUGAAGAGGUAAUGCCACCUCAGUAUUUUGAGAGAUCUGCUGGGAACAGUGUUGUAGGUUCACCACUGACACCGCGACGAAUAAAUGAAGUUCGUGCAGAAACUGGAGGGCUAGGAAAAGGCCUUUCCUCCUCUCCAACGACCCUGUAUGACAGAUACAGUUCUCCCACAGCCAAUCCGACACGGAGGAGGCUGUUUGCGGAUAACGAUAACCCAUCUGACAGUGGGACCCCAGGAAGAGUUUCCCAACAGCCCGUGGUAAAUCCAGUGCCUGUGCAGAACAUGAACCCUGAAGCCAUGUCAGUAACCCCAGUGCCCGGCCAGACGCUGGUUACGGUGGCAACUGCCACUGUCACAGCCAACAAUGGGCAAACAGUGACAAUCCCUGUACAAGGCAUUGCCAAUGAAAAUGGAGGCAUAACUUUCUUCCCAGUCCAAGUAAAUGUAGGUACCCAGCCUCAGGCUGUCUCUGGUCCCAUUCAGCCCCUCAGUGCCCAGACUCUCGCCGGUGCCCUGAACACUCAGAUGACCGGCGCAACACUGCAGUUACCAGGCCAGUUAACUGUUCAGCAGAUCUCUCCUGGAGAGCAAAGACAAGCCCAGCCAUUGGCCACUGCUACAGCCAUCAGGCCUCAGAAGAUGGGCUCACUGUCUCUCUUCUUUAGAAAGGUGUACCACUUGGCCAGUGUCCGCCUGAGAGACCUCUGUGUCAAGCUCGACAUCUCCGAUGAGCUGCGGAAGAAGAUCUGGACGUGCUUCGAGUAUUCCUUGGUGCACUGCCCUGAAAUCAUGAGGGACAGACAUCUGGAUCAGCUGCUGAUGUGUGCUGUCUACGUAAUGGCUAAGGUUACGAAGGAAGACAGAUCCUUCCAGAACAUUAUGCGCUGCUAUCGGACACAGCCACAAGCCAAGAGUCACGUGUAUCGGAGUGUCCUGAUAAAAGGCAGGAGCCGCCGCCGCUCCGGCAGCAGCGACAGCAGCAGCCAGCAGAACUCACCCCUGGACAGAAGUAAGGAGAGGAACAAAGAAAAGACGGGCGCCAGCAGGGACUCCAGCCCGGUGAUGCGCUCCAGCAGCACCCUGCCCGUCCCGCACCCCGGCAGCGCCCCCCCCACGCCCCCCCGCAUCCCCUGCAGCAGCGACUGCGAGGAGGAGCAGCGAGGGGACCUCAUACAGUUCUACAACAACAUCUACAUCGAGCAGAUUAAGGAGUUUGCCCUGAAGUAUACUUCAAAUGCCGCCGACUCUCCUCCGCUCUCGCCCUACCCCUUCGUGCGCCUUGGCUCCCCUCGCAGAGUUCAGCUCUCCCAGAACCACCCUGUGUACAUCUCACCACACAAAAACGAGUCUACCCUCUCUCCUCGAGAGAAAAUAUUCUAUUACUUCAGCAGCAGCCCAUCUAAGAGGCUAAAGGAAAUUAACAGCAUGGUUAGAACCGGAGAGACACCAACAAAGAAGAGGGGCAUUCUGCUAGAGGAUGGCACGGAGGCACCAGCUAAGCGCAUCUGCCAGGAGAACCACACAGCUCUCUUGCGGCGGCUACAGGAUGUGGCAAAUGACAGAGGGUCUCACUGACGUGCUCCAGCACGGGCAGCCCAUGGCUGUGGCUCCCCCAGCUUGGCCCCUCGGCCUGGGGAAGGGCCGAGCUCCAGGCUGCACCCCCACUGCACACCCAGGUUAAGCUACUGAGGGCAAGUGAUCCCCUGCUGGUUUCAGAGAGCAGACAAAGGCGUUUGUGUGCUUGGAGGAGGUGGCUGUGACUCAGCUCUACCUUGCAGCUUAGAUGAGCUCUGAGCAGAGCCUUGGGACUGGGACUCACCUGCACCUCAGGGGGCCCAGCCCCGGGACACCACCCUCAGCAGCCUCUUGUUCUUCACAGUGACCAUCUGCACAAAAAUAAUGACUCAUAAUAUUCUAGCAAAGUCAGUUCUGCUUGGAAAGGGAGGACAGGAAUAACCUUUCUAAGCCCUGAAGGAAGGUGUCUGACCAGGUUCUUUCCACACUGAGGAUGUUCCGUGUGCCCCCACACACAGCACAUUGUUUCCCUUGUGUGGGCCCCAGCUGUACAGAGGUAGGUCAGUUUGUUUAUGCCUUGGUUUUAGCUGUGCAAUGUUUCAAGUGAACUCAUGUUCAAAAGGUGGCACUUUGGGUAGGGCCGUGAAGCGCCAUUUUUAAGGCAGAUUAGUUUUGCUGUACAUUUGCAAUGGCACUUUCUAAAUGUGAAUAUUUUUUGUCAGAGGCUGACUUUUGAUGUCUUUCUGGAUUGAAGCAAUUUGACUUCUGUAUUUAUUUUCAAAGUGACAUCCCCUCUCUCCCCCUCUUCAGCAGCCAGCAUUAGGAAUUGACUGUAGCUCAGGGCCACACAGCCAGGCCCGCAGCACGCCAGGGGCUCUGCUUCUUUCAAGGGAUGUUCUCUGCUUGUCCAGCUGGCGUGGCCAGAGGGACAGCAGUGUCACCUCUGCACACACAGCUGCACUGCUGGCUUCAGCUUCAAAAGAGUGGGGCUUGGGUUUUAAUAGGCUAAAUCAGGCUGCCUGGGAGAAGUCUGUCCCCUACUCACAGGAUAAGAAAAUGGUGCAUCUAUUAGAAUGGGAGAUUUUUUUCACUUAAAAUAGUUCCAAACUACCAGGGGUGUUAGGAAUGCAUUAACUACCCUCAGGACUGCUCCUCAGUGAGAGCUGGGGACAGGGGCAGUGCAAAACAUGGCACGCUUGGACUCGAGAGGUUUUUAUAGGGAAGCAAAAGUUCAAAGCUCUCUGUAUUGAGUCAUUCCUGCUCCUCUGAAUGACGGGAAAAUAUAGGACUUAAUUCCACUGUAAAUUCAAUUGAAGUAAAAGCAUUGUUCAUUCUUACCUGCACAACACACGGCUGAGGCUGAGAAGUGGUGUAGAUGUUCCUGUAAAAAUAUUUAUGAAAUUGUCAGACAAUUCUUGUUACUCUGUACCAUUUACAUUACUUUGUAUGAAAAUAUUGCAAGUGUAUUUUUCAAUAAAGAAUUUAUAAACUCA